Podarcis muralis (Common wall lizard) is the source of this 4885-nucleotide messenger RNA. RefSeq names its product VPS37D subunit of ESCRT-I (gene VPS37D). Gene Ontology annotation, cellular component: ESCRT I complex. Lineage: Eukaryota; Metazoa; Chordata; Lepidosauria; Squamata; Lacertidae. The record is from RefSeq and is a predicted model, not a curated record. Gene Ontology annotation, biological process: protein targeting to membrane; ubiquitin-dependent protein catabolic process via the multivesicular body sorting pathway; protein targeting to vacuole.
AGGUGGAGGAUCGCGCGCCUCCAGGUGCGGCCGCCGCUGCUGCUGCUCCGUCGGCUCGGCCGUCCCCACCAUGGAGCGCGAUCGGGGCCCGCGGGGCUCGGCGGUGGACCUGGGCUUCGGGGCGCUCAGCACCGCGCAGCUCCGCGCCCUCAUGCGGGACGAGACGUGGCUGGAGCGCAUCGUCAAGCUGAGCAGGAAGUUCCAGAACUUGCAGUUGGAACGGGAGAGGCGCCUGGCCUCCAACUACGCCUUGGCCAAGCAGAACCUGGCACUGCAACCACGGCUGGAGAACGGCAAGGCCUCCCUGGCCAUCAAGUAUCAGGAGCUGAGGGAACUGCGGGAGACAUGCCGGGACAAGCAGCAGCGUCUGGGGGCCUGCAUGGCCAAGUGGACCCCCGAGAAUGCAGUGAGCAGGCUGCAAGCUGAGCUGGACGGCGUGGAGGCCAAGGUGGAGGAGCAGAUGGAGCAGUUUCUCUGCUGGGACCUCCCCGUGGAGACCUUUGUGGAGUCUUUCCAGCACGCCCGAAUGCUCUCCCACCUGCGCCGCACCCAGCUAGAGAAGCUGCAGAGUGCCCUCAAACUGGAGAAACUGGAGAAGGCCAAGGACAAGCCCAGCCCCGGCAGCGAGGAGCCGCCCGCCGUCUCCCCCGCCCUCCCAGUGCCAGCGCCGCCUCCGCCCCCACCUUCGGCCCAAGCCCCUCCUCCAGCGCCAAACGGGCCGCCCCCCAAGGUCUUCCAGCUGCGCUUGGCGCCAGCGUUCCUCAUCCCCUCAGAGGCCGUGCUCCCCAUCCCGGUGGGCACCGGCCCCCAAAAGUGCUGCCUGCCGGCCCUGGCCACCUCGCACCCUGCCGCUCCCUUUGUGAGCUCGCCCUUGAGCCUGAUUGGACACAUCCACCUGGCGCAGGCCCACCUGCCUCCCCAGCAGAAGAAGAAGGAGCCGCCACACCGGUAGCCGACCGCAGCUGACGGACCGUUUUUACCGGAGCCUCCGUCGCGAGACGAGACGGGCCAGGGUCCGGGGCGCGGCGCCGCCAGCACCCCCCGACCUGCCAACCACUCUGCCCGCCCAGACUUGCCCGGAGCUGGGGCGUUGGGGUGGGGCAGGACUAUGGCAGCUACAGGGGGGUGUCCUAUAUGAUUUAGACGCUCGGCGCUGUCUCUGUCUCCCAUCUCUUGGGGCUGCCUGGCCGGCUGGGGCUAUCAAACCUUAUUGUAAGUAUAGGUGCCGGAGGGCCGGGGGGGGGCUGCCCUCCCCCAUCAUUUAGAAAUAAGGGAAAGUCUAUAUUUAGCUCCACCCCUCUCCUUUUUUGUGGGGGGGCCCUAUGACCAUUCUGCACCCAUUCGACGCCAGAAAGAGCAUAGGAGCCAACUCUCGGGGGCCGAGGUCCCUUCGUCGUCGUCCCCAUAAAAUAUUUGAGGGGGCCCCCCAAAGUUGAUAGGCAUUGCCAUUUAAAUGGUGUGCGUGUGCCGCGUCUUGUGAUCGAUUAUGCGGGGCGGGGUUUACCUGAGCCCCCCGAUAUUUUAUCCCAUUUGGCACCCCUGAGAGAGAGAGAGACUUGCAGGCUGCCCCCCCAUCCUGCUUUGAGGCGGCUGGCUCUGGGUGGGAACGCCUGUACUCCAGACCCAGCCCACAAACAGAACUUCCCCUAUAUAGCACAAGUGUCUCCAUUUUGGAAGCCAGAGGGAAAGACCGAGAAAAGGGGUAGAGUAGAGCACAUUUGGGAUGGGGGUGUGGGGUGAAGGGAGUUGGGCACAGGCAGAUAUUCUGUUGGUGGGGUGUGUGGUUGUUUUUUCUGAGCCAGAAGCUGAAUUCUCCUUCUCCCCCUCUCCUCCUCACAAUAAUUUGUAUGUUGGGAGUGAGGUGGGGGGGGCAGCUUCUGAGGUAGAACUGGGAGGGCUAAUUUGGGGGGUUGGGGGGCAAGGGCUGAGGUUGCGAAGCACAGGGUAGGACAUGAAGCCCAAAGUUAGGCCACGGCUAGAGGAUGGGUUUGUGGAACCAGCACACACGGAUUCAACAGGGUAUGGGGUGUGGGGCUCAGCCAGGGUCUGGGGCGGGGGGGAGGGCGGGGUGGAAUUUGUCUUUCCGGAAGACGUAGGGCUGAGCGACACACACACAAAAAAAACUGGGGCGGGGUGGGCCAGGUGAGGAUGUAUUUUUGAGCCGUUUUAACUUGAAUGUGCUUGCAAAAAUUUGAAUUGUCAGCAUCGGGGGGAGGCUGCAGCGAGAAGGAGGAUUGAACCGGAAAACUUAUUUGUGUUUUUUUAAAAAAAAUAUAUAUCCAGAGAGUCUCAAGUGCUCCCUCAUGGAAGAGGUGGUUUCUGUGUCUCUGCAUGAGUCACUGGCCCAGUUUUCUUCUCUUGUUAAGGCUCCUCAGGAGCUGGUACAAGUGAGUCAUUCGGUCACUGCCGAGGGAACCAGAAAGCAGUAUUCUGACCUGCCAGCAGAUGAGGCUGCCUGCCGCUUCUCUGCAUGAGCAAUUUGUAUGAAGUGUCUCGAAAAACGUUUUUAAAAAGAGCGAAACAAAUCUUGAAAUUUGCGUUCAGCUGUCAGAAGGUCCCCACUUUUUGGUGACGGGCGGUGAGAUUUUUAUUUCAGCUCUUGCAGAUGGGGCAUGCCCUGUCAUCUGGAGACAGACAGCUGAGAUGGGUAAGGAUGAGUGCAGCUGUCGCACCUCUGACUGUGCCAUCCCUGGUGUAGAAAGAGCGUUUGGGCUGUCCCUGGGUAAGCUGGUGAGAAAGGUACGGCUGUGAGAGAUGACUGUGGGGAGCCUGCUCAGGCAGGGGACGACUUCUCCCCUCUUCCAUGGGGCAUGACGUCCCUGUGACUGAUCCCACUUUGGGAGAGGAGGACGGCAGCGCCCUCCACCUCUGGCUGGUUGCUGGAGUGAUUGUGUAGCAGGAGGGAUUGUGUACCAGGGCAGCUCCUCCAAUCCAGCGCUGAGAAACCAGCCCCUGAUGUAGAGAGCCAGGCGGUCUGGGACAGUGAGAGGAAGAAAGCAGCUGGAGGCCUGGAGGAACCUUCUUUCUUUGCUUGAACCCAGGCAGGAGCAUGGCACGGCAGCUAUGAUGAAGGGAAUGCACUCUGCACACGCUCAGAGGCACUGUCAGCAUUCCACAGGUCCCUAUGCUGAAAGCACAUCCAGUUGCUUUGCCUUGCUAGAUUACUCCAGUUCAAAUGAACCUCUGGCCAGCCUAGUUUUCCUUCUACACUGUAUGAUCCCUGACCCCCCUCACUGCUGCAGCCGCCAGGUUCUCCAGUCACAGAGUCAUUACAACCACCUAUUUUCCCUCCGCAAGGAACGGCUGCAAAAUCCAGUUCCUGGAGGAGGAAAUGUAGAGGAUUGGGCACUGAGUGGUUGUGAUUCAGGACCAUCUGAAACCACCACUCUAGAGGGCAUAUUCCAGGGAGCUGAAAUGAAACGCCUAUUUAAUUUUCAUAAAAUUUAUCCUCCGCUUGAUUGUAAGGAAAACCUUGAAGCGGUAUACAGUGUUUGAUGAGGUCUGAAUCCCAAAUGUCAAGCUUGGUGGAAUUUGGCAGAAGCAAAGCCAGUUUGCAAAAAUAAAGGGGGGGGGGCUGAAUUAUUGGUAGGAAAUGGAAUCAUAGAAUGGAAGAGUUGGAAGGGACCAGAAUAGGGAGGCUGCAGCCCUCCAGAUGGAGCCAGACGCCGGCUCCCAUCAUCAUCGUCCCUGACUACUGGUCAUGCUGGCUGCUGGGAGUUGGACUCUAGCAUCUAGGGGGCACCAGGUUGGCAGGCUUAUAUCAUGGCACUCCGGAGGGCCCCCCUCCCUGGCUUUGCAGUAGUUAUGGUGGCCCCUGAUCUUGAAUGCUGGAAUUGUCAGGACUGACACUGAUUAAAGAAAGUCCUUUUUUGUGCAGUGCAAGGUUGAACUGUGGAACUCCCUGCUACAGGAGGCAGUGAUGGCCAGCAGUCUAGAUGGCUUUAAAAGAGCAUUAGACAAAUUCAUGGAGGAGGAGGAGGACCAUUGAUGACUACUAGCCAUUAUGGCUAGUUAGGGCUUCCACAGUUAGAGGGCCAGGAAUGCUUCUAAAUACUGGAAAUUACUGGAAAUCCCAGGAGGGGGAGAGGCUCUCAGGUCCUGCUUGCAGGUUUUCCAUAGGCAUCUAGUUGGCCCCCUCUAAAAUAAAAGGCUGAUGGGAUAGAAGGGCCAAUGGCCUGAUCCAGCAGCCUCUUCUUAGUUCCUCUGUUGUUAGACUUCAUCUCCCUUCAUCCCUGGCCAAUGGCUAUGCUGUCUAGGCCUGGUGGGAGUCUAACAACACCCGGAGGAAGGCCACAGAUGUUCGCCCUCCACUCUGGUUUUAUAGGCUGGCUCUCUGAAACCUGCUAGUCCAGAGCCCUGCUGGAUCAGGCUGAAAGUCCACAGCGUUCAGCGUUCUGUUUCCACUAGCAGCCAAUCAGAUGCCUUUGGGAGGCCCACAACAGAAUUCCCGGCUGGUCAUUUCCAGUGGGACAACUGCAACUCAGAGGCAGACUACCCCUGAACCUGGAAUGUCUCUUCAGCUGUUGUGACGGAUGGCUGACGAUAUACCUCUCCAUCCAUGAAUUUGCCCAAACUCCAUGUUUUAACUGGAAAUGUAACAGAGGGUGUUGCUUUAGAAAAUCCGGUGGGUGGGGGCGGGAUGGCUCCAUUUGCAGAGGAAAUCUGACAUUCCAAAAUUUGUCUGAAACCUUCUAAGUUGUCUCAGCUCCCAAGGAAGGAGAGGAGGAAAGCAGGGGGCCAUUGGGCAAUUAUAUUUUAAUUCAUUUAAAUGCAUGCAAAUGUAACACGGCUGGUUUUCUAGCAUCGAUACAGAACAGUUUUCCUAUUUGAUGGCCAGGUUAAAAAAUAUAUACAACCACCUGGGUUGAGCUUUGAAAGAGCCCCA